CGCUUCGUUGUUGACACGGUCGGACGGCCGUUGUCCAAGUUUGGAAGUACGAAGGAGCUCGCCGUGGUGCUCCGGGACGCCAUCAGAGGUCACCAGCUGGUCAUGGAGCGCAGCGGCAUCCUUCAUCAGGAUGUCAGCAGUAGUAACAUCUUAAUUGUCCAGGAGCCACACGAGCACCCUCACUCGCAGGGAUUUCUGCACGACUUCGAUGAAAGC
This is a messenger RNA of Trametes versicolor FP-101664 SS1, 216 nucleotides long. RefSeq lists its product as uncharacterized. The annotation marks the transcript as partial. The transcript has 2 exons. Gene Ontology annotation, biological process: protein phosphorylation. Lineage: Eukaryota; Fungi; Basidiomycota; Agaricomycetes; Polyporales; Polyporaceae. Gene Ontology annotation, molecular function: protein kinase activity; ATP binding. The record is from RefSeq and is a predicted model, not a curated record.